AUGACGUUAUUUAGUAACGUCGGAAUUUACGUAGACCGUGAACGCUCCGGUCGCUUUGAUGACUGGCUUGCACAUCUAGAAUCAGUACUGGUUUUAGGCGAUUUUGAGGAGUCAAGAAAAAUUAUCUUACUACACUCCAAAUUGUAUGGUGAAGCGGCUGAUGAGUUUGAUAACUUUAAAGUUGAAAACCCAAUUAGCGCGCGAAUUUACGACAGAGUAAAGGAGCGUUUAAUUAAACUUUUCCACUCUACAGAGACCAGAUCUAAACAAAGCGUUGAAUUUCAUAAUAUGCAACGGGAACCCGAAGAGAAUAUGAGACGUUAUGCGAAUCGCAUACGCAAGGCCUUCCAUUUAGCUUUUCCUAUAAAAUCCACGAUAGAUAAAGCAACAGCUUUUUCCAGAGAACAAAUUAUGAUGGAUAGAUUUCUGGAAGGGCUGUCUUUCGACGUCCAGAACAGACUUAAAUAUAAAGAAUUCGCAACUUUUGAAAAACUCAUAGAAAAAGCUGAAAUGACGGCCAUGGCGGUAGAAGAAGCCCAAGUUAGAUCCAGACUAAAUGCUUUUCAGGCCAAAUACGUCGAACCUAAUAGAGAAUUUACUAAAGUAAAGGAAGCUUUAGAUCGCCUUAGUACCCAGGUGGAAUCAAACACUCACCAAAAACAUUUAGAAGAAAACAUGGAGAAAAUGCAAAGACAUUUAUCCACCAGGAGAAACGUGAGUUUUUCACAGCGCUCACCACAGUUAAACCCUCCAAUCAAUAAAACAGGGAAUUUAUAUUUUUGUGAUUUUCACAACGAUUGGGGCUAUCACUCAAUAAACAAUUGUAAAGCAAGGGAGAGUCAAGCUAAUGAUAAAUGUUUUCGUUGUAAAGAAAUUGGACACCGAGCAAACUUUUGUCCCCAGAUAAAAAAUUUGAAACCCACUCCUCCAGAGGGUUAUGACGGAAAUGGGAAAAAACUCCCUUUGUUUGAAGAAAGGGGAAACUAAAAACUACCGAUGUAAGCGUUGGGCCCCUCGGUGGAAGUAAGAAAAAGCCCCGACAUCAUAUCAAUAGUUUAGCAGUAAAAUCUACAGUUCCUAGGG
Daphnia magna is the source of this 1083-nucleotide messenger RNA. RefSeq lists its product as uncharacterized. Bases 1 to 987 code for a protein of 328 amino acids. Gene Ontology annotation, molecular function: zinc ion binding; nucleic acid binding. The record is from RefSeq and is a predicted model, not a curated record. NCBI's taxonomy places the organism in Eukaryota, Metazoa, Arthropoda, Branchiopoda, Diplostraca, Daphniidae. The transcript has a single exon.